AUGGGGGUUUUGGCUUCACCAGCUUCUUCCCCGCCAACAAUACUGGAUUCUGUUCGACCUGUGGAUAUAUAUCCUGUACGUGAACCAAAACCGAUACAACCCACCAUCAUCGUUCCACCGGAUGACCGCUCGAAACAAUAUGGUCCACUGGGGAAACCCCCAAUCAAGCCACCACAUAAAUCUAGCGCUCCUGCUCGUUUAAAUCGCACUGGAAGACCAGGCUACGCCGAAAUGUAUAUGGGUCGAUGUCGCCGGCAAUCGGAAAACGAUGCUGCUGCGUCUUCCAAACCAACAUAUACUUUGACGACCAUUGCUCUGCCGCCUGAGUCAUCCUCGUGCUCUGAUAUUGCUGAAUCCAGCAGAGAUUCGAUGUGCACAUACCCACCCAUGAUUGCUGAUCGCGUAUCACCAGUUCACAUGAAAAUUCCAUCCAUCCGUAGCGUGUCUGGUCCACCGGCAACAAAGCGUGAGUACCGUGAGCGCUUUUCCGUCACACCUGUUGUGAAUACGACCAAACUGAAUGAAUUCACUCGUGUUACAUCUGAACCACGGCGUGUUGUGCCUGUGGUCACACAACAAGAAGUUCACAUACCUUCUGCCUUCAAUGCUUUUCGCUUGACAUGUCCCCCAUCAGCAAGUGAAAAAGACAAACUGGCAGCAAUGACAAGACUGACCGAACUAAAUUAUGAAACAUCACUGACGGCAACAGACCCCUCCUUGAGUGUCCCAGUGUCUCAGCCCCUUCCAGAUCAACCCGACUAUGAAGGUAUGGAUGCGGAACUAUCGGAAAGAUUGAGAUUGCAACAACAAAGACAGGUAUGCUCUACAAAAGUAUUGCUGUAA
This is a messenger RNA of Echinostoma caproni, 843 nucleotides long. The record is from the annotation of a GenBank genome assembly. NCBI's taxonomy places the organism in Eukaryota, Metazoa, Platyhelminthes, Trematoda, Plagiorchiida, Echinostomatidae.